Molecule: messenger RNA, 1449 nt
Organism: Selaginella moellendorffii
Lineage: Eukaryota; Viridiplantae; Streptophyta; Lycopodiopsida; Selaginellales; Selaginellaceae
Product: transmembrane protein DDB_G0273707/DDB_G0273361
Exons: 5
Coding region: 73-720 (215 amino acids)
Source: RefSeq, a predicted model, not a curated record
UUGGCUUCCAGCCGUUGAUUUUGAAAAAGAUUCAAGAGAUAUUCCUUCUUGGAUAAACCCUAAAAACAGAACAUGGCGAUGGUGCUCAAGCUCUCUCCCGCGUCGAGUGUCGGUCCGAUUGGAUCGCGCAUCUCGCUGCAUUGCUCUUCUUCUUCCUCUCUUCCCGGCGCGAUUUUCUUGCGCAGGAGGAGAUCGAUUGUUUCUGCCAGCUCGUCGGCGGCGUCUGCGAAUUCGUCGCGAUCUUCGUCUCCGGCGCCCAGUCUCAGUGAUUUGGUGUGGCCAUCGGCAGGCGCGUUUGCGUCCAUGGCCGCGAUGAGCGUCCUGGACAAGCAUCUCCAGCAAAAGGGGCUCUCCUUCCUCAUCGCUCCUUUUGGCGCCGUGUGCUGCGUGCUCUUUGCCACUCCCAAUGCUCCGGCAGCUCAAAGAUAUAACGUGUUGAUGGCACAUAUGGGCUGUUCUUUGAUCGGCGUGUUGGCUCUAGCGGCAUUUGGCCCUGGAUGGAUGGCCAGAAGCGUUGCUCUCUCGGCUUCCAUCGUGUUUAUGGAGAUCACGAAGUGUCUCCAUCCUCCAGCUGCUGGACUGCCACUGCUCUUCAUCGAUGGACCCAAGUUCCAUCACCUACAGUGGUGGUACAUCCUAUUCCCGAGCACAUUGGGCUGCCUUUUGCUAAUUGUCAUGCAAGAAGCUGUCAAGUUUCUCAAAGACAACGCAAAAUUUUAAUCCCAUUCAGUGGCAUCCACAAAUAACUGCUCGAAUGCAAUAGAAGACAACAACAGACUGGAGCGCUUGCUCACAGCCGGGUGCCAAACCAGUGUUUAUACACCAAUCUCUUCCGCCCCCACGUCCACCAGAUUGGCCGCGCAACCACGCGGGGAUGCUUCUCACGCUUUGGCCGCUUGGAUGCUACAACCAUCCACGAAGUCAAAGUUGUGCACGUUAACACCGUCAGUGGCACUCGAGAAAACAGGACGUACGUAAGAAACAAGCAGCUAUACAGGACCGGAAGCAGCUACCUCUCUGAAAGCGUUGGAAGUAUCAAUUCGUUUGUUCCGCCAAAAGGGAAACAACUUAUCAAUCGCAGGCCUCUCCGGAUGGAAAUUACAGGCAGGAAAAGUUUCACUCGGGACGCAGCAGUGAAGCACUGUGGGAGUCAGCUAGCGGCAUUCACUCUCCCUGGAUUUGAGAACGAAGCAGCAUACAUGCUCCUCGCCCGGUUCAAAAGGAGUGGAAUGGAGGCUAUCUAGACGGGCAAGCUUUUCCAACGAAGCAGGUCAUCCAACUUCGGCAGCAGGUAGAAGAGGCUCUGCCCAAAAAGUAGAGCCGGAUGAGCGCAAGAAGAACAAAAAAUGGAAGACAGAAAAAAGAGAGGCAAAAACAAACUGGCAGGAGCAAGAAUUCGGAGUAAAACAAGGAAAUAAAAAGAAAAGCUUGGCUCACCUUUCAAGUGCC